CGGGAGGCGGCCCUGCCGUCAUGGCGCUGGCGGAGGAGGCGCUGCGGAAGCAGCUGGGAAAGCGUCCCUCUGAAGUAAAAGCGCUUUGAUUUCCGCGUGAGGAGCCGGGGAGCGCCUGCUGAAGUUUUGCCAAGGAAUUGUCGGUGCAAAGCGAGAGAGUAUAAGUUCAGAGACCUGACCAUAGAAGAAAUAAAGAAUGUUAACAAGAUCUACCCAAACUUCACAUUCUCUAUGAACACAUACACCUUCAAGGAUGGAUCCCAGAAGGACCUCUUGAAUUUUAGUGGUACUGUUCCAGUGAAAUAUGGUAACUCCUAUAACAUACCUAUUCAUCUGUGGAUUCUGGAUUCUCAUCCCUUUGCUCCUCCCAUUUGCUUCUUGAAGCCAACUGUCAACAUGGGCAUUUCAGUGGGAAAGCAUGUUGAUGCACAUGGCAGGAUUUAUUUGCCCUACCUGCAAAACUGGAGCCAUCCUAAAUCAACUCUCAUUGGGUUAAUCAAGGAAAUGAUUGCAAAAUUUGAGGAAGAGCUCCCUUUAUAUUCACUGUCAUCUUCUGAUGCAACCAGGCAAGCGGAACUUCUCUCAUACAUUGCAAAGAUUACUGAAGGAGACACUGACAUGAAAUCAAAGCAGAAAGUGGGUGGAAGCAAAAAUGAAGGAUGUUUUAACAAAAUUACUGUUGUUGGAGCUGGAGAUCUUGGCAUUGCGUGUGUGCUAGCAGUUGCAGCAAAGGGUGCUGCAGACAAGGUGGUUCUUUUGGAUCUUUCUGAAGGUGCAACAAAAGGAGGGACCAUGGACUUGGAAAUCUUUGCUCUGCCAAAUGUGGAGAUCAGCAAAGAUUUUUCUGCUUCAGCUGAUUCAAAAGUUGUGAUACUUACAGUUAAUUCUCUGGGUAAUGCUCAGACUUACCUUGAUGUUAUACAAAGCAAUGUGGAUUUGUUCAGAGGAAUUAUCCCAGCAAUAUCACACUACAGUCAGAACUCGGUUCUCCUUGUUGCUUCUCAUCCAGUUGAAGUAAUGACAUAUGUGUCAUGGAAGCUGAGUGCAUUUCCCAAAAGCAGAGUUAUUGGAGUAGGCACCAACCUAGAUGCUGAGAGGUUUCAAUAUAUACUGACAAACCUUUUGAAAGCACAGGUGUUGGCAAAAGACACUUGGAUCAUUGGUGAACAAGGGGAGGACAAAGUACCAUCAUGGACCAGUGGUAAUUUAAUUGCAAAUCAAACUGAAGCAAUGGCUGUUCGUAACUCAAGGGAAAAGGUGGCUAACAGAGCUAUGGAAAUUCUCAAGGAGAAAGGUCAGAGAUCGUGGUCUGUUGGGCUCUCAGUUGCUGAUUUGACUGACAGUAUACUGAGAGAUAAAAGAAAGGUUCAUUCUGUAUCCACUCUGGCAAAGGGAUGUUGCAAUAUAAACAGUGAAGUAUUCUUAAGUCUGCCGUGUAUUCUUGGAACCAGUGGAGUAAUUGAAAUGAUCAAAUUUGAAGAAGACCCACUAGUGCAAGAGAAACUGCAAAGCAGUGCAGGCUCAAUUCAUGACCUUCAGCAGCAACUGAAACUGUAAGCAAGCACAAGGGAAGCCCCAGUGUCUGCUCACAUGUUGGAGAUUUGCUAGGCAGAAAGGGUUGCUUGGUGUAUAUGAAUUUCUAUAUAAACCAAAAAGGUUUGUUACUUUACUUUCAAAAA
Messenger RNA from Apus apus (common swift), 1679 nucleotides. It is a transcript of the gene UEVLD, whose product is annotated as UEV and lactate/malate dehyrogenase domains. The coding region runs from base 232 to 1557 and encodes 441 amino acids. The record is from RefSeq and is a predicted model, not a curated record. Gene Ontology annotation, molecular function: ubiquitin binding; oxidoreductase activity, acting on the CH-OH group of donors, NAD or NADP as acceptor. Gene Ontology annotation, biological process: protein transport; endosome to lysosome transport; protein modification process. Gene Ontology annotation, cellular component: ESCRT I complex. Lineage: Eukaryota; Metazoa; Chordata; Aves; Apodiformes; Apodidae. The transcript has 13 exons.